AUGCGCUCAUGGCAUCCGCAUUGCGCGAAAUUUCUCGACAAUCUCAUCGCACGGGAAGCAAUACCCACGGAGCAGCCCGUUCCCUGCGUUGAGUGCCACAGGACCACAAACCCGGGCGUAUACCGAUGCGAAGACUGCCACGGAGAUCGCAUGUUGUGUGCACAGUGCCUCGUUGAGUCGCAUAAAUGGCUACCUUACCAUAAUAUCAGAGCGUGGAAGGAUGACUGCUUCCAGUCGAUAACGCUGCAAGAACUCGGCCUCAGAAUUCAGUUAGGGCACCCCGACGGCUCUGAAUGCUCGCAAGCCGUCCCGGCUCACCAGAAUUUCCUGGUCUUCGAUACCACCGGAUAUCACUACGUCAACCUAUCAUACUGUCAAUGUAAAUUCCCGAAUGUACAAUCUGCGCGCGACCAACUUCUCAACAUCGGCCUUUACCCUGCCUCAAGCAAACAGCCGCGAACCGCGUUCACGUUUCGGUUUCUGGAUAGCUUCCACCGGCUCACACUUCAGGGCAAGAUAACCCUUCACGACUUCUUGUUGGCUAUAAUACACACGACUGACAGCGCUGGACUUCGAGACCGUGUGUUCCGCUAUCAUGAAGCAACCUUGGCGACACGCCAAUAUUUUUAUCUGCUUCGCCUCAAGCGAGCAGGACGUGCGCACGUCCCAAAUGGGGUUUCGGAGGUCCCAUCAGGAGCCCUGACUGUCCUCUGCCCGGCAUGUCCGCAGCCGCUCUGGAAUCUCCCGGAUAACUGGGAGCAAUACCCGCCAGAAGUCAAAUGGUUAUACACGCAGUUCGUCGCGCUGGACGCAUGUUUCAAGUUGAAGAACAAAAACCGCAACACCGACGAUGCGGAUAUAGGAAGCGGCGAGGGUUACUUUGUGGAGGAGAAAAAAUACCAAGAACAUCUUGCAGCCUACGUCGAAGAACCCGAGCAACCGGAUCCGUGCGACUCCAACUUCAGCGCAAUCAAAAGUAUCAACGCUACGAAAUCGCGGACAGAUGUCAUGGCGGUGUCAGGCGCAGCUGCUGCAAAAUGCAGUAGACAUGCAAUGAUGCUACCCAGCGGCGUCGCUGACUUACAGCGUGGAGAGAAAUUCGUUACCAUCGAUUAUGUUUUUUGGAACGCGCUGAAACGUACGGGUGUGUCGAUCCCCGUCACUGUCAGUUACGACCUUGCAUGCCAGUGGAAGAAAAAUUUAUGGCGAAGACACAUGAAGUUACCGGCUCCCUUCGCAUCCCUCGGCGGCAUGAAAAUCAGAUAUUUCAUUCCCAACAUGCACAUCCGCGAUCACAAGACCAAGUGCAGGACAGAACUGUACUUCCUUCUACACAUGUUUUGUGCGCUCACGCAUGGAGAGACGGUGGAGCAGGAAUGGGCCCAUAUUGGGGGUUUAGCAACAAGUACUGUGGAAAUGGGCCGAAGUGCGCGGCAUCUCACCCUCGACGACCAUUGGAGCCACUGGAACUUCCGGAAAAUGGUCGGUUUCGGUGACGCGUUUCGUAAAUCGCUCGUCAAUACCAUGGAGGAGGGGCUCAAGCAUCGCGAUGUCCUCGCUGACUUCACCCAGCGGUUCGAGCCGGAGACGAUCAAAGGCUGGGAGGUGAUGAUUCAUCGUUGGGAAUCCGAUCCAUCCCAACCAAACCCAUACGAAGAGAUUGAAGAAGCCAUCAGCGUCAACAAACUCCGUCAGGAACUUGCGAAGGAAGACGAGGUGAAUACAAGUUCGAACAAGACAGCGCUCCAUCAGACUUCUCCCAGCGCGUUUAUCCAACAAGGUUUCGCCUUACUCACUCAGCGACGCAAACUCAAGUUCAACGGAGAUGAUACCAAAAGUAGCGCAAAUGAAGGGGCGAAGGCAAAUUUACAGGAGAAACGUGCCGCGUUCCGUCGCCGGGCCUUCGAAUUCUACGAAGUUCAAAAUGUUUAUAUGCCCGGUUCGAUCACGCUACGGUCAGAGCAACUCAGUGGAGAGGACGGGUCUGGGAUGACGAAGAAAGCUGAAGACCUCCCGAUACUGUUGCCGUCGGAUCUGGACGAGCCUCGCCGGGAUUGCGGAUGCCUUGGCGGAGUCACAGAUACCGAGAGACGGUUUGCUGACGCAAUGAUGAAGGAUAGCCUCAUCAAUGUUCGACGUUAUCUUCGAACGUUGACGACGCUCAGGCAAAAGACGAAGCAUACCGCUGGCACACGUACAGGCCAACGCGAAGGGACUCGAUCUCGUAGUCUCAUUGAUAUCGUGUCACGUAGGCUCCAGCUGGCGGCGGACUCUUAUCGCAUGGCAUACAAGUCUCUUUCACGACUUGAUCCCACCGGUACCUGGGUCUCGCGAUAUAAAGAGCUUCGCAAGGACGAUCUACGUGGUCCUUAUCGUGAUGACGCAAUCCCCAACGAGAAAUCAGAGCGGCACCGCACUCCAUCUUGGAUAUGGACUCUUCCUUCCGGCGACCAAUCCAGCGGUGCUACGUCUACCGAAGUGACGGACAAGAAGGGUGGUGAGCUCUACCUUCGGGGUGAAUGGGCGCGGCAGCGUGCGAGGGUUCUGAGGCACGACGAGGAGCUAGUCCUGCUUCGGGAGGAAAUGCGACGAGUACUGACUUUUCUGCGAAACAAGUCCCAAUGGUGGCAGGAGCAGUGGUCGUGCAGGGUCAAGUCAAAAGACACACUCCUUGCGGCUGGCUCGCGGAUCGCUCGGGGUCUUCGAGCAUAUGGAUUACGGCAAGCACAUAUUCACCUUGACCUUGCGAAGGUGUUCGCUGGUCGGUGGAUCCCACUUUUGAAGCACCACAACCUCGGUCAAGAUUGGAUCCUAGAAUACGAAGACUUGGUGCCCUCGGAUUCAGGUGAGCAUUGA
Molecule: messenger RNA, 2856 nt
Organism: Punctularia strigosozonata HHB-11173 SS5
Lineage: Eukaryota; Fungi; Basidiomycota; Agaricomycetes; Corticiales; Punctulariaceae
Exons: 10
Coding region: 1-2856 (951 amino acids)
Source: RefSeq, a predicted model, not a curated record